Molecule: messenger RNA, 1002 nt
Organism: Tigriopus californicus
Lineage: Eukaryota; Metazoa; Arthropoda; Copepoda; Harpacticoida; Harpacticidae
Product: myosin regulatory light chain 2-like
Exons: 4
Coding region: 216-866 (216 amino acids)
Biological process (GO): locomotion; post-embryonic development
Cellular component (GO): cytoplasm; myosin II complex
Molecular function (GO): myosin heavy chain binding; calcium ion binding
Source: RefSeq, a predicted model, not a curated record
CUCAUUAGUCUCGAGCAAAUGUUCACAAGCCCUCUAUGGAGACCUAAAUUUCAGGAGCUUUAGCAAGGAUGAGUCAUACUAAAAAUGCUGAUCUUGCAAGAAAUUUGUCCCAAAAUUGAAGCCAACUUUGAAAGUGAGUCAGUCAGCUAAUUCGCUUGGCUCAAGGGGGUUCUUUCUUUGAAAAUAAACAUCUUGUUCAGUCAAUCCUUUUCAUCAUGGGGAAGGGCAAGGGAAAAGGAACCGGAAACUCCUUCACGGAUGACCAAAUGGAAGUCUACAAAGAGUGCUUUCGUCUUAUGGAUGUGGACAAAGAUGGUGUUAUCAAUAAGAACGAUCUCCGUGCUGCUUUUGACAACGUUGGGCGCCUCAUGUUGGAUGAAGAACUGAACGCCAUGUUGAGUGAUAUUGGAGGCCAAUGUACCUUUGAAAACAUGAUCAAAUGCUUUGACAACAAAAUGGCCGGUGGUGUCAAUGAUGCUGAUGAGUUGGUCAUUCAAGCCAUCAAAUGCCACGAUGAUGAAGUGAUCGAAACUGUGAAGGGUGUCACCACCGUGAAACAUCUGAUUCUGGCCGAAGACUUCAAACACGCUUUGAUGACAUUCGGGGAUAAACUGACUCAAGAAGAGAUCGACGACAUCUUUGGCGAGUUCGAGUUUGACGACGAUGGUUUCAUCUUGACCAAAAGUGUCGUGGAUUUGUUCGUUGCCGGUGGGAUGGACGAGAAGGAAGAGGAUAAAGAGGACUCGAAGAAGAAAGCAAAUGGUUCCCACGGAGAUGGAGACGAUGGAGGAGCUCCUGACGCCACACCCGAUGUUGCCGGAGAAGGUGGCAAGAAGAAAAAGAAGAAGAAGAAGGCCGCCAAAUAAGUUCUUGGGGCAUCUCCAUCCAUUGUAUCAUCGUGUUAUGAUUUAUUACCAAGCUCAAUCAAUCAAAGCUACCAAAUAACGAAGUGUUUCAAUUAAAAUGCAAAUGGGAAUAAUAUGCAACGACGAGUUUAUGCUA